AUGAUGGCGGCUUGGUACGAGCAGACGGUUGAUGGAGUGCUGUUGGAUAUUACUGGCGUCCUAUACAACAGCGGGCCUGGUAGAGGUUCCGUAAUUCCAGGAUCCGUUGACGCUGUGGAUAGACUGCGCCAGGCAGGACUACCUAUAAGGUUCUGUACAAAUGAAACCACCAGCACAAAGUCAGCUCUUGUGGAGAAGCUCCAGUUUCAUGGAUUCAACUUGACUGAGGCUGAUGUGUUUCCUCCAGCUCCUGCCGUCUGCAGCAUCUUGAAACGUCGCCAUCUACGCCCUUUUCUUCUCCUUCAUCCGAAUGCAAGAGCAAACUUUGCGGACAUCGACACAAGUAACCCAAACUGUGUUGUCAUGGGAGAUGCAGUGGACGAGUUCACCUAUGAGAACAUGAAUAAAGCCUUCAAGUUGCUGAUGUCCCUGGAGGAACCUGUCCUCAUCUCCAUGGGUAGGGGGAAGUACUACAAGGAGGACAAUGAGAUUGUCCUGGACCUAGGGGCCUUCAUGAAGGCAUUAGAGUAUGCAUGUGAUAUUGAGGCUGAAGUUGUGGGAAAGCCAUCACCUUCUUUCUUUAAUGCUGCUUUGGAGGACAUGGGUGUGACCUCUGACAAGGUGGUGAUGGUUGGUGAUGAUGUUGUAAAUGACAUUGGUGGAUCCCAGGCAUGUGGGAUGAGAGGUGUACUAGUCCGCACAGGUAAAUACAGACCAUCAGAUGAGCAGCACCCUACAGUGAAACCCUCUGGUGUUGUGGACAACUUAGCUCAGGCUGUGGACUUAAUACUAAAACACAGAUAGUGUCUGCUGCUACAGAGUUGUCCCCCCUAUGUAACCGACACUUUGAUAUUCUUCGGAGAGGGUUGGGUGUGUGAUUUUGUAUGAAGACUAGAUACAUUUUUUUUAAUCAACAUGAAGCUUAUUUUUUAUUUUUAAAAAUAUUCUCUUUGGUAGUUGCAGUUUUCAAGCAUUUUCAGGGCAGAUUUUUUUCCAAUGAAUUCCAAUGCCUUUCCCAGAAGAUCAAGUGGUCAGUUCGUUAGUUGUGUGAAUUCUGUGAUGAUGGAGCGCCGCUUGCUCCCGGUUUGGCGCUUACUGUCGGAGUGCCACUUGCCUCCUAUAAGCCGCUUGCUCCCAGUUCGGCGCUUACUGUCGGAGCGCCGCUUGCUUCCAAUGCGUCGCGAGCCCAGACCGGACCUGAUUAAUAUUUGGUUCGUCAGCUUGGUUCCUUGGUUUCACCAAAGGGGUAAGCCCCAUGAUCUGUCUCAAUUUUGGCUUCCUACAUGAAGCUGACAAGUCAUGAUUUGACUGAAAUACUGGUCCUAGUCACACACUCACCCUUUGAGCAGCUACAGUGAGGGAAAAAACACAGACAGUGGCAAUAGGUACUCACUGCUGUCACUGUGUGACCUGCCUUGUUCCAAUUACCAAAGAAUGCAACUAUAUAUUCCAGAUAUAAACUACUUAUAUGUAAUGUCAGGUAUAGUCAUAGUAUUGGCUGCUAGAUGAAUAGUCUGCCAAACAGACCCUAUAACAAAUGUAUGCAACAGCCCAUGCAUGUCUAGAUUACUGCAUUUUCUGAAAAUAGAGGUCUCUGGACUCAUUUUUAUUACAUUUCAUUAAGAUAAUUUAAGAUUUUUUUCUCUAUGAAAUAUGUUCAUUUCAGAGACUUGAAAUUAGUCAACAUGACAAAUACUGGGGUAGAAUAAUCAGGAUCACAUAUUGUUUUACUCUCCUAAUCGGGUGGCAUGCCAUUUAAUCUUCCUGUGUUAUUUUCAAUAAAGAAAUGUUAGUGUAAUAUUUGGAACCAUUUGUGAAACAGAUUGUUGUUAGAUUGUUUUAAUACAUAUACCAUGCAAAAACCUCAGGUUAAUAAUACUAAUACCAUAAUACUGCUCAACACUUAGUGCCACGGGAACAUAUAUGGUCCUGCACAUUUCAGCUCCUCCCCUCCCCACCCUAUACCUGCCCAUAGUGCCAUUUCAAACCCCCUUAGUACCACGGGAACAUAUAUGGUCCUGCACAUUUCACACCCCCUUAGUAUCAUGGGACCUGUAUAGUCCCUCAUAUUUCACACCCCCUCAGUACCAUAUAUAUAUUCCUCACACAUCCCCGUUUGUACCAUGGUACCAUAU
Messenger RNA from Haliotis rubra (blacklip abalone), 2135 nucleotides. RefSeq names its product phospholysine phosphohistidine inorganic pyrophosphate phosphatase-like. The record is from RefSeq and is a predicted model, not a curated record. Gene Ontology annotation, biological process: dephosphorylation. The transcript is spliced from 7 exons. Bases 1 to 804 code for a protein of 267 amino acids. Gene Ontology annotation, molecular function: inorganic diphosphate phosphatase activity; phosphatase activity. Gene Ontology annotation, cellular component: cytosol. NCBI's taxonomy places the organism in Eukaryota, Metazoa, Mollusca, Gastropoda, Lepetellida, Haliotidae.